AUGAACCCGAUAAACCAUCCAGGAGCCCCCUACGGCGACCCCUACCGCCAGGCCGCCCAACACCAGGCCCAAUACCCCCAAUCCUACAACUACGCCGCACCCCCGAACAUGCCCACCGGCGGCCUACACCAUGGCGCCCCGCCCGACCUCGCUGCAAUCGCAAGACAGGGCUACCUGCAGCAGCAGCAAAAGCUGGCACAGAUGGGUCAGAUUGGUGUGCCGGGUAUGAUGCCAAAUCGAGGGGGCCUUCCGGGAGCGAGUCAGCCCCAAGGGUAUAUGGGGAUCACGCAGGAGAUGAGAGAGAAGCAUGCUAGGGAGAUGGCAAUGCGCGAGGCCGCGCUGAGAGAUGCCGUGGCGAGGGAUGCGGCGAAGAAAAAGGCUAGACAACUCAAGGGUACCCCCGCCCAGCAAAUGCUUCCCCGUCAAGGCGGAGGCUUCCAACCACCUAUGAGCUCUGAUCAGUAUAUCAAAAACGCCAUGACAUCUCCAGCAGUGCCGCAAGGCGAGCCUAUCGAACCUUGGGCAGAUUCGCUGGACGAGCUUGAUCCUCGAGAAUUGGCCAUGGCGAAAUUCCGAAAGAGACACGAGGUUAUUGGAGAGAUCUUUGGUCCAGAGACGGUCAAGGAGAUUGGGGAGGCUACGAAAGACUUUGAUCCUUGGUCCGGGCUUGACGGAGAGGCUUUACAAGAAAAGGUCGUCAGCCUUGAACAGGAGACGGCAGAUCUCGAGGAAAAGCUGGCGGCGGAGCUGGAAGCUUUCAAGAAACGGCUGAAGGAUAUCGACGCUGGAGAAGAGCUCUGA
Messenger RNA from Cryptococcus amylolentus CBS 6039, 801 nucleotides. RefSeq lists its product as hypothetical. The record is from RefSeq and is a predicted model, not a curated record. NCBI's taxonomy places the organism in Eukaryota, Fungi, Basidiomycota, Tremellomycetes, Tremellales, Cryptococcaceae. The coding region runs from base 1 to 801 and encodes 266 amino acids. The transcript has 2 exons.